AUGAAGUCGCCAUUAUUUCUAAUUGUCGCGGUACACGCUCUCCUGAGCCAUGCCUUUGGCUCUGGAGGGCGGCCGGAUGCUAUGAUCUGGGACUAUGCUGAGAAGAGAUCGCUUGCACAAGACAUUGUUACUUGGGAUUCCCAUUCGCUCUUUGUCCACGGUGAGAGGGUGAUGAUCUUCAGCGGCGAAAUCCACCCUUUCCGACUCCCAGUUCCGUCACUAUGGAUCGAUGUCUUGCAGAAAGUCAAGGCUCUCGGGUUUAAUGCCUGCUCGUUCUACAUCGACUGGGCCCUUUUGGAAGGAAAGCCUGGUCAGUUCCGUGCAGAUGGUGUCUUCGAUCUCCAACCAUUCUUCGAUGCGGCUACGAAGACGGGAAUUUAUCUCAUCGCUAGGCCUGGUCCUUAUAUCAAUGCCGAAGUUAGCGGAGGUGGUUUCCCGGGUUGGUUGCAAAGGAAUCGCGGUGCUCUUAGGACUGUUGCACCAGAUUUUCUCAAUGCGACGGAUCUUUACAUGUCCAGCGUCGGCAAGAUGAUUGCAGACAACCAGAUCACGAAUGGCGGCCCAAUUAUUCUAAUCCAACCGGAGAACGAAUACACAAAUGCCAACGCCUUCGUGCCUUUCCCGGACGGGUCGUAUAUGGAAUAUGUUAUGAAACAAUCUCGAGAUGCCGGAGUGGUCAUCCCUUUCAUUAGCAAUGAUGCUAGUGCCUCUGGACACAAUGCUCCCGGAACUGGCCUAGGCGAGGUCGAUAUUUACGGACACGAUGGUUACCCCCUCGGCUUCGAUUGCGCGCAUCCCACGGUGUGGCCUACAAAUGGUCUCCCGACGACGUAUAGAAGUCUUCAUCUAAAGCAGAGUCCGACUACGCCUUAUUCCAUUGUCGAGUUUCAGGGCGGAUCUUUCGAUCCUUGGGGCGGAUGGGGUUUUGAGCAGUGCAGUGCGCUCGUCAAUUUCGAAUUCGAGCGAGUCUUCUACAAGAAUAACUACGCAGCGGGAGUGACAAUCUACAACCUGUACAUGAUCUUCGGUGGAACUAAUUGGGGAAAUCUGGGACACCCAGGUGGAUACACUUCAUAUGACUAUGGCAGUGUCAUCAAGGAAGACCGAACCGUUACCCGAGAGAAAUACUCGGAGCUGAAAUUGCAGGCGACCUUCUUACAGUCAAGUCCUGGUUACCUGACUGCAACUCCUGGCAACAGUUCUACUAGCCUCUACAGCGACAACGCUGAUAUCACUGUUACUCCUGUAUUAGGAAACACCACAGAUGAUGCUUCGUUCUUCAUCGUACGGCAUACUAACUAUUCGAGUUUCGCUUCAACCCAGUAUCGUCUAACGCUGCCCACAUCCAAAGGAACUCUCACUGUUCCCCAGUUGAAUCAAUCACUCAGUUUGAAUGGUCGAGACUCGAAAGUAGUAGUUACGGACUACGACAUUCAAGGUAGCAAGUUACUUUACUCCACUGCCGAUGUCUUCACCCACGUCAAACAAGCCAAUCAUACAGUUCUUAUCUUGUAUGCUGGAGCUGGCGAGAACAACGAGUUUGCCAUCCAGGGAUCGACAGGUGGACAGGUCAAGAAGAUCUCAGGAGGAACAUCUUUCAAAGCGACAAGCAGCAACUCGUCUGACUACAUCACGGUGAACUGGACAGCAUCUUCAGAAGGGUACAUUCUACAGAUUGGCUCUGGCCUCUAUGUUUAUCUGCUUGAUCGCAACACCGCUUAUAAUUAUUGGGCUACCGACAUUGCUAACACGACCUCUAAACUCAUCAUCAACGGACCUUACCUCGUACGCUCUGCCUCCAUAGAUGCUGACGAACUACACAUCAAGGCAGACUUCAACGCCACCACGAAGGUUGAGAUCCUUGGUGUCCCAGCAAGCGUUUCCAAGCUUUUCAUAAACGGAAAGGAAACCCCAACGGAGACGGCAGGCCUUGCUACGGUUGCCAACGUCUCAAUAACUGCUCCGGAAUUUACCGUCCCCAAGCUCUCGGAACUCGAAUGGAAGUACACCGACUCUCUUCCGGAGAUUACAACGGGCUUCGACGACUCCGCAUGGCCAAGUGCUGACCAGACAUUCACGGAUAACACGUAUCAAUACCUUCAAGCCCCAGUAACGACAUACGCCUCGGACUACGGAUUCCACACUGGUGUUCUAGUAUACCGAGGUCACUUCAACGCCACAGGCUACGAAACGACCUUCUCGCUCUGGCAGUCAGGUGGAACUGGGUUCGCCGCGUCGAUCUGGAUAGACGACUAUCUGCUUUCGUCGUACACCGGCAACCCAGCAAAUGAAAGUUUCCAGGGUCAGUACGACGUCACCGGCCCCGGAUUUCAGGCUGGGACGGAGCACGUCUUCACCGUGGUGGUAGAGAACAUGGGUCUCAACGAAGACGGAAUCGGAUCCGACGAACAAAAAGCGCCACGAGGUAUCCUAGGAUGGCGGCUCGCAACUUCCAAGGCGACCAACACUCCUAUUUCCUGGAAGCUAACGGGCAAUCUUGGUGGUGAGGACUAUCUAGACCGAGCCCGUGGCCCACUGAACGAGGGUGGUCUGUUCGCCGAACGCCAAGGUUUCCACCUCCCCGGAACACCGACGGAUGAUUGGGAAUCACACUCUCCUCUUGAGGGUAUUGGCUCUCCAGGUAUCGCUUUCUACUCUACCACCUUCGAUCUGAACCUCCCCUCCGCUGAAUGGGACAUCCCUCUUUCCUUCUCGUUCACCAACAACACUGCCACGUCUGGCAUCUACCGAGCUCAGCUGUACGUCAAUGGGUGGCAAUACGGCAAGAUCAGCAGCAAUAUUGGACCACAGACUGUGUUCCCCGUGCCGGAAGGUAUCCUGAACUAUAAUGGCUCGAACUACGUCGGCAUUUCUCUGUGGGCACUUGAGGCAGGCGGUGCUAAGAUCCCCGCCCUGGAACUCGUGUCUGAUGUGCCGGUGUGGACGGGCAGGGAACCAGUCGAGUUGGUGAAUAGCCCGCCUUAUAGCAAGCGGGAGGGCGCUUAUUAA
Molecule: messenger RNA, 3009 nt
Organism: Annulohypoxylon truncatum
Lineage: Eukaryota; Fungi; Ascomycota; Sordariomycetes; Xylariales; Hypoxylaceae
Product: glycoside hydrolase family 35 protein
Exons: 5
Coding region: 1-3009 (1002 amino acids)
Biological process (GO): carbohydrate metabolic process
Cellular component (GO): vacuole
Molecular function (GO): beta-galactosidase activity
Source: RefSeq, a predicted model, not a curated record